Diplodia corticola is the source of this 2208-nucleotide messenger RNA. Its product is annotated as glycosyltransferase family 2 protein. Lineage: Eukaryota; Fungi; Ascomycota; Dothideomycetes; Botryosphaeriales; Botryosphaeriaceae. The transcript has 5 exons. The record is from RefSeq and is a predicted model, not a curated record. Gene Ontology annotation, molecular function: chitin synthase activity. Gene Ontology annotation, cellular component: cell septum; cell periphery. The coding region runs from base 1 to 2208 and encodes 735 amino acids.
AUGAGCGCCUUGUCGGAUGGAGUCUCCUCGUCUGUUCGUGAUUGUCAUGAACCCUUCAAUCGCCAUCAAAAACGCCGGCCAAGCACACCCGAGUUGCUCCGUGCAGCUCAACCUACCCCAACCCCGUCUCUCGCGUCCACCCUCUACUUCGACCCUGAUGCACAUCUCGGAGUUCCCGCUGAGCAGGGUCGAUCCACACACGGGAGCUACAAAUCGCAUCGCGAUCGACGCUAUGAGCCGCAGCCUACUUGUAGCGACGCCAGCUCCCAGGAGUACUUUGAUGCCCAAGUGAAGGUACCCGAACGACGUGAUGGCGUCAACAUCAGCCGGAGCCAGUCAAGCACAGAAGACUCGUAUGAAACAGGAAGCUCGACUCUUCCAACGUCGACGGCGAUAUCUUUCGUCACAUGUACGCAGAGCAGCCAGGAGGGAUACAUCACCGGCCCGGAAGACGCAAUCACGGAAAGCGAAAAGGAAGCGCCAAACGCUGUCCGUUUCGAAGAUACAGUUGCGGGCUGUGGCUACCCGGAGAUCGAAGACCCUGUGGAUCCCGCCCGAAUACUCGGACCAAAGGACCUGCGAAACCAACGCAUCUUCUUCUUCACCACGAUUUUGUCGUUGAACCUUGCAUGUGCCGCCGUCGCUAUAUUCGCCCACGAAGGCAUGUUUGUGUUUGUUUUCAUCCUUUUCAUCAAGAGCAAGGACUUUCUGUCCGUCAUCAUCUCCGCCCUCGGACUCCUCUCCCGGAGAAUCUACAGAUACUUCAAACCGUUGGCUCCAGUUCCUCGGCAAUGGAUACUCACCCUCAUUCCCGCUUAUUCAGAGAGCGAAGAGCAAAUUGUCAAGACGAUAUACUCGUUGCGAGACAACGACGUCGAACCGCACCGCCAGGUCAUGGUUGUAUUGCUGGACGGCAGGCACAGAGACGUAAAGAGCCAUAUGACCAGAGUAAUCAGGGAGUUCGAGAGACCGUACAUCUCCCUGAAACACAAGCGGGGCGUCUUACAGAUCAAAGCAGGCUUUAUGGAGGAUGUGCCCGUCAUCGUCAUCGAGAAGGUCAAGAAUAGCGGCAAGAAGGACUCGCUGGUUCUCUGCCAUGAUCUGUUCAAUCACCCACGCCACAACUCGCCCCUGUACACUCAGCUGUUGAGGGAGGAACUAUGGAGAGACGUUCUUCCAAUCUUGACCGAGGGUCAGAAUUUCCAAAAUUUCGACAUGGUAUUUUGCACCGAUGCAGACAGCACCAUCUACAAAGGGGCCGUGGCCUCCCUUGCCAAUGCGCUUGCUAGGGAUAAGGACGCCAUCGCUGCAUGUGGCCUGGUCUUGGUCGAAUUGGAACCUGGAUUCGAAUGGUCGUUCUGGAAUCUCUACCAGCAGUUCCAGUACACAUUUGGCCAAUACGUUCGCCGAAGGGCGGAAGGAUUCAUCGGAAAGGUGACUUGCUUGCCAGGUUGCAUCACAAUGAUUGCGGUGCGCGAAGAGAUGGCCGGCGCGAUUCGAAAAUACGCGGAACCAAUAACGAUAUACCCGGUGAUUCACCAUCAGGUCCAAUAUCUUGGCACGGACCGGAGACUCACCUACUCGAUGCUGUCGCAAGGCAAGAAACUCCACACGCUCUUCGUGCCCGAAGCCGUUAGCGAGACGGUCGCGCCCCAAUCGCUGCAGCACUAUCUGAGCCAGCGUCGCCGCUGGGGAUCCAACGCAUACUUCAACAAUUACUUCUAUUGGAUGGGCGAGAAGAUGAUCCUCAUCACCCGGAUUGCCGCGUCGGUAGAGGUCAUUCGUCUCAGCUUCGUGUACUACCGCAUCUUGAACACCAUCUUGUUCGUGAAGGGUCUCACGCAGGGGUUCAGCUUCAUCAAAAUCAUCCCCUUGCUGAUUGUAAGCCAGCUUCCUACAAUGUGGUUCAUGUUUUCCGUCUUCUGCCUCGAGGCCGAGCUAAGAAAGCGUGCGCAUAAACUUUUCAUUGGAUAUUGUAUCAACAAGUGCAUAUCGCCUCUUGUGUCCCUGGCAGUAUUUACUAAAGUGGCCAGAAACUUGGGAAGUCAAGUUUGGGGUAUGAGCGGUGUGACGGCCAGCUCCGCACCGGCCGCCACUUCAGAAGCAGAACAGGCAGCCGAAAAGGGAGAAGCCGGCAUGCUGUCGCCAGGCGAACGCGCGCAGAUCAUAGAGGACCAGCUGGACGACCCGCACGACGCCAUUCUCUGA